GAUGUCACCGCCUCUGGGCUCCUGGACUGGCAUAGACUCUGUUAAUGGUUCAUUCGCUCGGGGAUAAGAGGCUGGAGCAGCCCCUGAAGGAGAGACAGGCAGGGACCUCGCAGCUCCACAGACAUCCAGGAACUGCUCCUCCCCCGGCACGGAGUCACCCCAGGUGCCCCUCGCACUGUCCUGCUGGAAGCUCCGAAGGUCCAUCCCGGCCAGCGAUGCUGAUCUUGAGCUGUUCCUCCAAGCUGCGGCUGCUGGAGGGGAUGCUUCGGCAGGGCCUGCCUGACACGCUACCGGUCUACGGCACUGUGAUGCAUGUGAACCGCGGGAACCUGGCCGGGCAGGAGGUGCUGGUGGAUUCGUGGCCAGAGUUCAAAAUCGUCCUCACCCGGCCAAACAGAGAAGUGGCAUGGGACCCAAGUGAUUUUGGCACCAACUUGUACACGGCCUUCUACCGGGAUGAGGGCGCCUGCCGGGCCCUGCUGGGGAACAGCCGUGCCGUGGACUGGGGCCAGGCCUUCCAGAUACAGGGGUUGCAGGAUGGGGUAUACGAGACCAUCAGGGACAUUGCCAGGGCCAGGGGGCUUGAGAUGGAGAUGUAUCCGUACCGGCCGCUGCUGCACCCAGACCCGCCUGCCAUGCCCCAGUACCGGCCUGACAAGGGGCUCAGGCUGGCCCCUGUGUCCCCCGCCCAUGCCAUGCUACUCAGCGACGCCUGGAUGUUUGGGGGGAACAGCUGGAGCCUGCGCUAUCUGUGCCUCCUGAUCCGCCACUUCCCCAACGCCUGCCUGCUGGCCCCUGAGGGGCCCCCAAUCUCCUGGUCCCUCACCGACCCGCUGGCUGCCCUGAUGCACGGUUACACGCUCCCGGAGCAUCGCGGCCAGCGCCACAUAGGGUCCGUGGUGGGGAUACUGGCGGCACAGUUGCAUGCCCGCGGCUUCCCUGUGUACACCAGGGUACUGCCCCACAACGAGCCUUCACUGCACCACCUGCAAGGCCUCGGCUUCCGCAUCCUGCCUGGGGUGUUCUACCAGCUGGUGGUGAGGCCUGGGUUCGCCCAGUCCCUGCCAGCCAGUGCCCUGGACUUGGCCCAGGACGCUGCGCCCAGCUCUGGGGGACGGCCAUGCUCUGACAGCCCGUAGCACUGGGGGAGGGGACGGGGACAUGGCCCAGCCACUUCCAGGGACCUAUUACUCUGUCGCCCCCCUGAAGGGGACACACUGACCAGCCACCGGGGAGCUCAGCCGGCAGCCCUUGGGAAGCCAGGGCCUGGUAUAGGAGACUAGCUCGUGGGCCAUUAUCCCCUGGAGCAGGGUGGAGGCUCAGCAGGGGGCGCUCUCCCCUGGUAGUCAGUGCUGGCUCCAGAGAGCAGGGUGAGGGCUCAGCAGGGGGCGCUCUCCGCUCAGGGUGCCGCCCCUGUACCCCGU
Messenger RNA from Dermochelys coriacea (leatherback sea turtle), 1424 nucleotides. Its product is annotated as glycine N-acyltransferase-like protein 3. Lineage: Eukaryota; Metazoa; Chordata; Testudines; Dermochelyidae. The transcript is spliced from 7 exons. Gene Ontology annotation, cellular component: mitochondrion. Gene Ontology annotation, molecular function: glycine N-acyltransferase activity. Bases 45 to 1139 code for a protein of 364 amino acids. The record is from RefSeq and is a predicted model, not a curated record.